CUCUCAAAUUAUUCCAUACAGUUGCUUUUCAAAAAUUUCAUACAGUUACAAUGUCUCCAUCCGGUUCUACCAGAUGGUGUCCAACUCCAGAACAGCUGAUGAUCUUGGAGGAACUGUAUAGAAGAGGAGUGAGAACUCCAAAGGCUUCUCAGAUACAAAAAAUCACAGCCCAUCUCUCUUAUUUUGGUAAAAUACAAGGGAAAAAUGUGUUCUAUUGGUUUCAGAAUCAUAAAGCUAGAGACAGGCAAAAACUCAGGAAAAAACUCAUCAGCAAGCAACAACAGCCGUUUGUUCUUGAUCAUCAGCAUGCCCACUACAACAAUCUUGAUUCUCGUAUCAUGUCUCCAGCUUUCCAUCAGAUACCUGGCUACAAUUCAGCAGAAAAUAAUCAUCAGGGUGUAGUUGAAGAAGAUACUGGAGGCCAAAUGGUGGAUUACUCAUGGAAGUCUGAUCUUCCGAAAGAUUGCAUGAUCAGACCAUGUCCUCAUGAUUUCAUGAUGAUUAUGGAAUUGGGUCCCACUUUCCAUUACUGUAGUAACCCUAGGCCCCUCCAAACCCUGGAACUCUUCCCCAUAAGAUCCCCCAACGUGAAGGAUCAAGAAACUUAACCACCUUUCUCUUUCUAUAUCUAUCAAUUUCUUUGUGUUUUCAGUGUUGUGUUUUGCUGUAGACUUGGAAAUAUCUGAAUUGUCUAGUUUGGCAGUAAUCAGUAUUGUUUCUGCUCCUACAGUCUAUUAACUGUUUCCAUUAUUAUAUAAUGUACUGUUUCCAAUC
Olea europaea var. sylvestris is the source of this 774-nucleotide messenger RNA. RefSeq names its product WUSCHEL-related homeobox 3. The record is from RefSeq and is a predicted model, not a curated record. Bases 51 to 608 code for a protein of 185 amino acids. Gene Ontology annotation, biological process: plant organ development. Gene Ontology annotation, molecular function: DNA-binding transcription factor activity; DNA binding. The transcript has 2 exons. Lineage: Eukaryota; Viridiplantae; Streptophyta; Magnoliopsida; Lamiales; Oleaceae.